AUGUCUGCGACUAUUGUCGAACCUAAUGUAAGCCUCUCCUCCUGGCCAAAAAAGACUCGUAAACCAAUAUCAAAACCAUGUCCUAUCUAUACCAAGAAUAUCAUAUCUUCAAACGGUAACUCCCCUAAUCGAGAAAUUGCAUCUCCUUUACCUUCAGGGCAUCUUGAGACUGCAACUCGAUUUUGGCAAUUUAAAGUCGAAGAAGGUCUAAUUACUCAUGUACGGUAUGGUAACAUCCGACCUGAUGGUAGUCUCAUGGAACGAGCCAUACAUGUUCAACAUCAUUCAAGUUACCUCGAUGCAAAAAAAUUUGUCGAAAGUUUAGUAGAUGAAAAAAUCAAAGCCGGUUAUGUUGGUUGGUCGCGUUGGUAA
This is a messenger RNA of Racocetra persica, 372 nucleotides long. Lineage: Eukaryota; Fungi; Glomeromycota; Glomeromycetes; Diversisporales; Gigasporaceae. The record is from the annotation of a GenBank genome assembly.